AUGUCUUUUCUCAGGACUCUUUUAAAUGACUCUGUCCUCAUUCGUCCUCCAGGCUUCUAUAUCAUCGGAUUUGAGACUUUUCCUUUCAUCAACUUCUACUUCAUAUUUCUAGCUUUUGUUUAUGUGAUCACAGUGCUGUCCAACAGUUUGGUGAUCUACAUAAUUGUCGUCAAUCAUUGUUUGCACACUUCUAAAUUUAUUGCAGUUGUCAACCUCGCAGUGAUUGACCUAGUGCUUACUACAUGCCUUAUUCCCAGCAUGAUAAAUGUAUUUCUCAUUAAGGAUAACUUCAUUCCAUUUAGACUGUGUUUUGUACAAAUGUUUGUGUACUACACGUUUGUAUCGUUGGAGUCAUAUGCACUGGCUAUACUUGCCUAUGAUCGGUUGAUUGCCAUACAUUUCCCUUUGCGACAAAACUCAAUCAACACAGUGCAGAGCAUGUGUUGUAUAGUUGGAGUGUCAUGGGGGUUUGGUCUGGGAGUAAUUGCAUUUUCAACAGGUAUAAUGGCUCGACUGUCUUUCUGCGGGUCUGUGAGAGUUUUCAGUUAUUUCUGUGACUACGCACCUGUGUUUAGACUUGCCUGUAAUGAUUACACGAUGCAAUGGUGGGCGGCAUCUUUGCUUACUUUCUUGAUUCUUGUAGUACCCUUUACUUUCAUCCUUCUAUCUUACGUCAGCAUCCUGGUGGCCGUGUUCAGGAUGAAAAAUCUGGACAGUCGAGUGAAAGCUUUGGCCACUUGUGUUGAGCAUCUGAUUCUUGUUGCUGUGUUUUACUUUCCCCUCAUCAUCAUUUUUACCAUUGGCUUUUAUCUGCGACUCAUUGAUCCAGACCAGCGUGUCCUGAGCCUGUCGUUGGCCUCUUGCCUCCCUCCCUGCAUCAACCCUAUUGUGUACUCUUUAAAAACCAAAGAGAUUAAAAUCAGAGUGCAGGCAUUGUUUAGAAAAAAUAAUGUUGGUGUAGACCAAACUAAUGGCAGCAACUUCCUGUUCCCACAGAAAACUGUGGGGACGGUUUGCCAGAAUCUUUUCGGUGCCCACCAACAGUCUCCUUCCAUAGCCUCACCGAACUCCUCCCACACCAAAGUUUUUGCCUCAGCGACUGCCCUGGCUACGGUAAACAUGCCUUCUGGAGACCCACAGUCCAACCAUGCCCUGCAGGCCUCCUUCUUCAGCCUGACAGUUUCCCACUGCAAUCAGCAACCUUACGGUCACAACUCAGUCACCUCGACAAUGGCAGAGCAGAACAUGGUAAAUUUGGACUAA
Messenger RNA from Mugil cephalus (flathead mullet), 1263 nucleotides. RefSeq names its product olfactory receptor 2AT4-like. NCBI's taxonomy places the organism in Eukaryota, Metazoa, Chordata, Actinopteri, Mugiliformes, Mugilidae. Gene Ontology annotation, biological process: G protein-coupled receptor signaling pathway. Bases 1 to 1263 code for a protein of 420 amino acids. The record is from RefSeq and is a predicted model, not a curated record. Gene Ontology annotation, cellular component: membrane. The transcript is spliced from 2 exons. Gene Ontology annotation, molecular function: G protein-coupled receptor activity; olfactory receptor activity.